Molecule: messenger RNA, 396 nt
Organism: Dama dama (fallow deer)
Lineage: Eukaryota; Metazoa; Chordata; Mammalia; Artiodactyla; Cervidae
Product: small EDRK-rich factor 1-like
Exons: 1
Coding region: 13-201 (62 amino acids)
Source: RefSeq, a predicted model, not a curated record
CCGGUUGUCAUCAUGGCCCGUGGAAAUCAACAAGAACUUGCCCGCCAGAAAAACAUGAAGAAAUCCCAGGAAAUUAGUAAGGGAAAAAGAAAAGAGGAUAGCCUGACUACUUCUCAGAGGAAACAGCGGGACUCUGAGAUCAUGCAACAAAAGCAGAAGGCAGCCAAUGAGAAGAAGUCUAUGCAAACAAGAGAAAAAUAAUGACUAUCUGGAAAACCUGGGUGCUACUGCUAGCUAGGUGUAUCAUAAGCUCUAUGAUCAAGAUUUUGUAGAGUGAACAGUCAGUGCAUAUGUUAUAUCCUUAUAAAACUAUUUUAAACUUUUCCUUCCAACCUGACUUAGUGUGAUGUUUCAGAACCAUUCUUCAAAGAAUAAAACACUAACCAUGCAUAUGGA